AUGGCCCCAGCAAAGAAGGGAAACAAGGCUGCUCCUAAGGGUGCAUCCAAAAAUGCUUCUAAGGGUACUACUAAAACUUCUUCUAAGAAUGAGUCUAAAGUUGUACCUAAGAAUGAAUCCAAGACUGAUCCUAAAACUACAUCCAAGGACGCGUCUAAGAAAGAACCAAAAGCUGCUCUCAAGGCUACCCCCAAGGCUGAACUCAAAGCUGAACCUAAGAAUACAUCUAAAAAUGAGCCAAAAAUCAAAACCAAAAAGGCUUUUGAUGAUGACUUUGUAAUGACUAUUUCCGAUGAUGAGGAAGUUAUUGUUGCCGAAGAAAGUAGCGAUGAAGAGGGCAAGAAGGAAAUUCCUGAUGCUGACAAGGCACCCAAGAAAAAAAAUAAGAAGAACAGCAAGAAGAACGCUACCAAAGAAGAAGAGGCCGGUCCUGAAGGUUUGUCACUGGAUCCUGAAUUUGUAUUUGAUGCCGGUGAUGGAUCUACAGCUAUUGAUGAUGAGUUUGGCGGUUGGGAUUUUGAAGUCAAGGACAAGAAGAAGACCUUUUCUAAAGAUGUAGACUUGGACGAGAUUAUUCGACGCAAAGGUGGUCUAGAUAAUGCCAGUGAUAGUGAAGACGAAAAAGCUGACGAUGAAGACGAUGAUGAUCUUGCUUUGGAUGGGUUUGGUAUGGGUGCCCAGGACGACGAAGAAGAAAAUGAGGAAGAAGAAGAUGGAGAUGAGGAGUCUGAUGAAGAAGAAGCCGAGAUUCCCAAAAACCAAGAAGACACACCACAGGAAAUUGCAAAGUUUUAUGCUCCCCAAACUGAAUCUGUGCGUGCAACAUCCACUGUGCAUAAGACUUUCCAAGAGCUUUCACUUUCUCGACCUGUAUUGCGUGGUAUUGCUGCACUCAAGUUCUCCGAGCCAACCCCCAUUCAAAAUGCUGUCAUUCCCAUUGCCCUGCUUGGUAAAGACAUUGUUGCUGGUGCUGUGACCGGUUCCGGUAAAACUGCUGCCUACUUGAUUCCCAUCCUUGAGCGUCUUGCGUACCUCCCCAAGAAGGUAGCCAUGACUCGUGUUGUUGUGCUGACACCAACGCGUGAAUUGGCAGUGCAAGUUUCUGACGUUGCGACUAAGUUGUCGCAGUUCCUUGGAUCGAUUCGUGUUGGACAAGCUGUGGGUGGUUUGAACUUGAAGCAGCAGGAACAAGUUCUUAAGUCACGUCCCGAUAUUGUGGUUGCGACACCUGGUCGUUUCAUCGAUCAUGUGCGCAACUCACCAUCAUUCCAAGUUGAUGCUGUUGAAAUUCUCGUUAUCGAUGAGGCCGAUCGUAUGCUUGAGGCAGGUUUCCAAGCAGAGCUUACAGAACUGUUGAGUCUGUUACCACAAAAGCGCCAAACAUUGUUGUUUUCUGCUACAAUGAACAACUCCAUUAAAGACCUGAUUCAGCUGUCACUCAAUAAGCCUGUGCGCAUUAUGAUCAAUCCACCCAAGCAGGCGGCCGGUGGUCUUAUCCAGGAGUUUAUCCGUACUCGUAACGACAAGCUUGAGUAUAAGCCCGCAGUGCUGCUGUGGCUUCUCAAAAAGAUUCUUGACUGCCAGAGUAUCAAGCAGCGUAUUAUAGUGUUUGUUGCACGCAAAGAAGCGGCCCACAAGUUACGCAUUAUUCUGGGUCUACAAGGUGUUCACGUUGGUGAACUCCACGGUGCGCUGACACAAGAGCAACGAUUACAAUCCGUGACACGAUUCAAGAACUUGGAAGUUCCUAUUCUGUUAUGUACGGAUUUGGCAUCUCGUGGUUUGGAUAUUCCCAAAAUUGAAGUUGUCAUCAACUACGAUAUGCCGUCGACAUAUGAGGUGUACCUGCACAGAGUCGGUCGUACGGCUCGUGCUGGUCGCCAGGGUCGCAGUAUUUCGCUUGUUGGAGAAAGUAGCUCCGACCGCAGCAUUGCACGCGAGGCUAUUAAGAGCAGUAUGGGCAAUGACGACAAGCAGCCCAAAAAGAAGAAGAACAAGUUUGUGACGCGUACCAUUGAUUGGGAAUACGUGCAGCCAGUGUACGAGUCGAUGGAGAACAAGGAAGAAACAUUGACUGAGAUUUUGGAAGAGGAAAAGACGGAGAAGAUGAUGGCACAGGCCCAGCGAGAACUGACCAAGUCACAGAAUCUGUUGAAGCAUGAGGCAGAAAUCAAGAGCCGGCCUAAGCGCACGUGGUUUGAAACGCAAGCCGACAAGAUGAAGAGCAAGUAUGGAACUGGGCCAGAGGAUCAGCAAGCCAAAAAGGCUGAUGAUGCAAAGAAGCUUGUGCGUGAUCACCCUGUGUUGGGUGCACAACUCCCUAAAAAACAAAAGCGUGCUGAUACAGUGGGUGAUGGCGAGGGUGGCCGUGCAUAUAAGAAAACCAAAGUGGAACGCGAUGAAUCAAAGAAGCGGGGAGGACCUAAAAAGAACAAAAAUCAAAGCAAGCAAAAGGCCAAAAUUGCUAGAGCUAAAAAGUAUCGCAAGUAA
Messenger RNA from Magnusiomyces paraingens, 2490 nucleotides. RefSeq lists its product as uncharacterized. Gene Ontology annotation, molecular function: ATP binding; RNA helicase activity; nucleic acid binding. The coding region runs from base 1 to 2490 and encodes 829 amino acids. The transcript has a single exon. The record is from RefSeq and is a predicted model, not a curated record. NCBI's taxonomy places the organism in Eukaryota, Fungi, Ascomycota, Dipodascomycetes, Dipodascales, Dipodascaceae.